CCCCCUUUCUCCCUCUGAAAUCCGAAAACGUCAUUAUUCUGCCAUGUGGAUGCGCACAGCAAGUAUGGCUUCGGUACGAGCAGCAGCAGGUUUCUUUGCAUUUCUUUUCUUUCUCGCUGUCCGCCUUCAUGCUAUGGACUGCAUGACAGUGAUCGUAGGAGACCAGGUUGAACUUCCUAUGAACUGCGAGUCGGGUGAGACGGGGACGCUGCAGCAGGACUUGGGGGAUGAAGGGCUCCGGGAGGUCGCUACUUACCAGAGCGAUCAGUGGAAGGUGAACAACGAGUACAGAGACUGGAUGAAGAGCAACUUAUCAAAGAUUGUUCUCACUGGCGUGCAGUUCACCGAUGGAGGGAUGUAUACUGUGAGCUGCUCCACGUCUGGCCGUAAGAGCGUCCAGCUGGAGGUCGUUUAUGCUGUUGAAAAGUCCGUCACCGAGGGUGACGACGCUACGCUCCAGUGUUACUAUAAAACCCAUAGAAAAAGAGACUUAACUGGUCGAUGGGAGAAAAACGGGAAACCUCUGUGUGUGAAGAACUCCAACUAUGAAGAAUGCAGUGACAGACUGAAUGUGUCCACUAACUGGAGCACUAACGGAAAUCUGUCACUGACCAUUGAGGGGGUUCAGCCUGAGGAUGGCGGGGAUUAUUUCUGCUACAUCGAAGUUGGGACUAAACGUUCUGGGACUCCAGCUGCUGUCAGACUGACCGUCACUGAGAAAAUGACCAGCACAGCAGCAACAGCACCACCUAGAAAUCAAACCCAGAGUUGCGCUGAACUCACUCGACCUUGGCAGAUCGCCACCUGGGUUCUCCUUGUGAUCCUGCUGCUUGUUGCUCUUGUUUUCCUUUAUUUUUGGUGCCGUGCCAAAAUACGCUGUGAUUCUGGAAAACUUUACAAGCUAGUACACAGAAGAUGCCAUGCUUCCAACUCCAGUCAACCUACAAAUGGUUAAAUAGCUCAGAUUACUUAUUUAUUCGUCAUUG
Messenger RNA from Gambusia affinis (western mosquitofish), 986 nucleotides. RefSeq lists its product as uncharacterized. The transcript is spliced from 2 exons. Gene Ontology annotation, biological process: negative regulation of T cell proliferation; immune response; positive regulation of T cell proliferation. Gene Ontology annotation, cellular component: external side of plasma membrane. The record is from RefSeq and is a predicted model, not a curated record. NCBI's taxonomy places the organism in Eukaryota, Metazoa, Chordata, Actinopteri, Cyprinodontiformes, Poeciliidae. The coding region runs from base 44 to 955 and encodes 303 amino acids.